AUGUAUGGGGGGGCAACCCACCAGCAGAAUGCCUUUGUGGCGGCUGCGGCUGCGGCGUCUGCGCGUCUCAGUGCCAGCAAGUCUGUCGGUGGCAUGCUCGGUUUCCACAAUGACCUGUGCUCAAUAUCGGCUGACAAACAGAUGGUGUCAGAAGCAUUGGCCUCUGGAAACUCCCAGUGUGGGUUCGACACAGCAGAGGGUAAUUCCGGGCACUUGACGGCGCUAGGAAUCUCAGGCACCGAGCGCAGGCAAGUAUCCGGCCUGAACGCAGCCAUGUACGCAACCGGCGCUGGCAUCAAAAACAAACCACUCAACGCACCCUUCCCCAUAAAAGCAAAGCGCGGCCGUCCGCCACUAGCAGGCAAGCGCAGCGCAAGCAGCAGCGGCAUUGUCAAAAUCCACGAGAACUUGAGACCUGCCCGGCGACUCCAGAGCCAACAUUGUCCUUGA
Messenger RNA from Kickxella alabastrina, 450 nucleotides. RefSeq lists its product as uncharacterized. NCBI's taxonomy places the organism in Eukaryota, Fungi, Kickxellomycota, Kickxellomycetes, Kickxellales, Kickxellaceae. The record is from RefSeq and is a predicted model, not a curated record. The coding region runs from base 1 to 450 and encodes 149 amino acids. The transcript has a single exon.